Molecule: messenger RNA, 8340 nt
Organism: Pelobates cultripes (western spadefoot toad)
Lineage: Eukaryota; Metazoa; Chordata; Amphibia; Anura; Pelobatidae
Source: the annotation of a GenBank genome assembly
CGUGACGCUCUGCGCCUGCGCACUGUGUCCGGCUAUGCUGACAGUGACCCGCGCGGCCCCUGACUCGCUGCCUGUGCUCCGCGCGCUCAUGUCUCGCGCCCCGCCCACCGCCCCGCCCCCGCCGGGAGCCCGCCCCCCCCGCUCGGUGCUGGGGACCAUGGAGUUCGGGCGGCGGAUGGACGCGCGGGCCGCGGGGGACUCGGUGAGGGAGUUCACACAGCGCGGCCAUGACGAGCUGGACUCCGCCUUCCUGUAUGGCGACGGCGAGACCGAGCGGGUCCUGGGGAGCCUGGGCCUGGGCCAGCGAGGUAACCACGCCCACCGGGGGGAGCGGCCAAUCACUGAGCGGGGGGCGGGGCUUAGCUCCAGCAUUCAUAGAGCGCCAACAUAGUCCGCAGCGCUGUACACCCCGCUUAGCUAUUCACUAAAGGGCGAGAUUUACAGAGUGUCUGAGCGCAGGCCGGCACUGACCGGGUUAAUGACGUCAUAAACAGUGUGCACCAUAACCACUUCAUGGCUCCGCCCCAUCGUACCCAGCCCCCCUCCCUGCUCCGCCCCCGAUACCCAGCCCCCUCCCCGCUCCGCCCCCUCAUACCCAGCCCCCCUCCCUGCUCCGCCCCCGAUACCCAGCCCCCUCCCCGCUCCGCCCCCUCAUACCCAGCCCCCCCCUCAUACCCAGCCCCCCUCCGCUCAAGCCUCUUGGCCCCCUCCACGGCAAAGCCCCGGCGGCCCCUCCCAGCCCCCGCGCCCAGCCCCUCCCGGCUCCGCCCCAGCACCCAGCCCCCCCUCAGGCCCCUGAUGCCCAGCCCCCUCAGCCCCAUGGGUACUUGGCCCCCUCCCGGCUCCAGCCCUUUGCCCAGCCCCCUCGGCUCCAUGCCUUACCCCGGCCUCCUGCUCAGCCCCGGUGCCGGCCCAGCCCCCUCUCCCUGCUCCAUUUCGCGCCCGGCCUCAAAACAAGCCCCUCGCCCCCCUCCCGGCUCCGCCCCCAUACCCGGCCUAAGCCCCAGCGGCCCCUCACCUGCACGUGCCCAGAUUACCCCUCCCGGCUCAGCCCCCCUGAUGCAGCCCCCUCCCGCUCCAGCCCUUUGCGCGGCCCCCUCCCGACCAUUUUGUACUGGCCCAUAAAGCACAGUGCCCGAUUCUAUAAAACUCGGCCCCUCCUUACCCGGCCCCCCUCCAGAAACCAAAGCCCCCUCCUUACCCAGCCCCGGCUCCAGCCCCGUGCCCCGGCCUCCGCUCGCCCCAAUACCAGCCACUCUCCCCGUCGCUGAUACCCAGCCCCCUCCGCCCUCUGGUGCCCAGCCCCCCCUCCCCUCCGCCCCGAUGCCCCGACCCCCCUCCGGCUAAGCCCCUGAUGCCAGCCCGCCCCCCAGCCCGGUGCCAUUUGAUGCCCAGCCCCUCCGGCUGGCCCCGCGAUGACCGGCCCCCUCCAGGAGCCAUCCCCCUCGUGCCCCCCUCCGGCUCCACCCCAGAACCCCACUCCCGGCGCUCCAGCCCUCUUUCGUGCCCGGCCCCCCUCCGUUCCGCCCCUGGGCGCUGGCCCCCCUCCCCGUUGAUCCGGCUCUGUUGGCUCCCUCCCAAUCGCUCUCGUGCCCAGCCCCCUCCAUACGCUACUCCUGCUCAGCCCCCUGGUACCCAGCCCCCUCCUUUGCUCACGCACACCGGUACCAAGCCCCCUCCCUGCUCCACCCCCUGGUACCCAGCCCCCCUCCCUGCUCCACCCCCUGGGCUGGUGGGAGGCCUUGUUGAGACAACAUCCCUGAAUUCUUUCCUGUUCUGGCAGUGAAGCUAGCCACUAAGGCAAACCCUAUGGAAGGAAAGAGCCUGAGACCAGAAAGUGUUCGACAUCAGCUCGAGACGUCACUCCAGCGGCUGAAGACUUCAAGCGUCAAUCUCUUCUACCUACACAUGCCGGAUCACCAGACACCAGUAGAGGAAACGCUAGCUGCUUGCCAAGAGCUGUACAAAGAGGUGCUGUACCCAACACUGCCAGGAAAACCACACUCUAGACUGGAGUUCAUCCAACCUUUUAUUUAAUGAUAGAUAAUGUAUUUAAAAAAAAAAAAAUCAAUCUAUAGAAAACUCACUAAAAUCCCCCUGAGAGCAAACAACAAGGAGUUCCUACUAAAGGGACACUAUAGUCACCAAAACAACUUUAGCUUAAUGAUGCAGUUUUGGUGUAUAGAACAUGCCCCUGCAGCCUCACUGCUCAAUCCUCUGCCAUUAGGAGUUAAAUCCCUUUGUUUAUGAACCCUAGUCACACCUCCCUGCAUGUGACUUGCACAGCCUUCCAUAAACACUUCCUGUAAAGAGAGCCCUAUUUAGGCUUUCUUUAUUGCAAGUUCUGUUUAAUUAAGAUUUUCUUAUCCCCUGCUAUGUUAAUAGCUUGCUAGACCCUGCAAGAGCCUCCUGUAUGUGAUUAAAGUUCAAUUUAGAGAUUGAGAUACAAUUAUUUAAGGUAAAUUACAUCUGUUUGAAAGUGAAACCAGUUUUUUUUUCAUGCAGGCUCUGUCAAUCAUAGCCAGGGGAGGUGUGGCUAAGGCUGCAUAAACAGAAACAAAGUGAUUUAACUCCUAAAUGACAGUGAAUUGAGCAGUGAAAUUGCAAAGGAAUGAUCUAUACACUAAAACUGCUUUAUUUAGCUAAAGUAAUUUAGGUGACUAUAGUGUUCCUUUAAUGUUAAAUUUAGUUUUAUUAGAUUGAUAGACAUACAUUAAUAAAAGGGGUAAAUGUGAGCACGUUAUAAUGAAGUGAACUUGCUGUAGAAUGUGUGUGUGUAGAACUGUAUUAGAAAUACACAGAGUAAAUGCCUCGUGUUUUAUAUUAUUGUAUGGGGUGGGGAGCAUUGCUCAGCGUUGUCCCUUAUAUUGUAAUAUUUCUAUAAAGCAAUCACUGAUCUUUAGACACAGUGAUAAUGAACAUGUCAGUCCAGGUGAUGCAUGUAUAGCCAUUAUUAAUGUAAGACUGCAUUUUUAUUGUACCAAUUUUGGGAAUAUUAGUGUUGUACUCACAAUCGAAUAAUGCCCCAAUUCCAUCGUGAUCUAAGGGAUUUCCCAGUAUUUGAUGCCAUGUGAUUCUCUGUGCUGUGCAGGAUGGCUGAUGUGGAUUUCUGGAUCUAACCCUGCAUUUUGCUAUAUUUCAGGGAAAGUUUAAGGAGCUCGGUCUGUCCAACUAUGCAUCGUGGGAAGUGAUGGAAAUCCAUUCUAUAUGUAAACACAGGAAUUGGGUGCUCCCCACUGUGUACCAGGUAAACCUAUCAAGCUGGGUUAGGGCUGCCUGAGGAUGAUGGGACAGUUGUAGUGUUAUUCUCAGAAUCCCUUUGCUGUUGUAUGAUUAACUUAUUUUGGUACAGGGAAUGUACAAUGCGACAACGAGGCAAGUGGAGACUGAGCUACUGCCGUGCCUGCGACAGCUGGGAAUAAGGUUCUAUGCCUACAACCCCCUUGCUGGUGAGCAUGGCUGUGUGGAUAACGAUAUCUAGACAGGGUUCUUCAUCACGUCUCAAUUGCUGGGUAUUUCAAAUUUAAUGCCAAAUUGGGGAGAAAGUCUCCAAGCUUUCCAAUUCAGGUCCUUUGGCCUAAAUUCCACUUUCAGGGUUAAUCAUUAAAGUCCAUAUUGUUACAAAUGAUUUCCAAAUACAAAACGCAGAGGUAAAAAAAGCUGAUCUGGAAAAAUUCUCCAACUCUGCUUUAAACAGAGAUUGACGAUUUCUUCUCAGGGAAAAUACCUGAAUAAUAUACUUCAAGGUUUCCAGCUUAGGGAAUAUGGAGCACUCAAGAAAUCAGACACAGGUUCAGUGUAAGUUGAUUUUUACAGUUUAAUGGGAGAGCAAAAACAGAACAGUGUCGACAUAAUUAAUAACUGGUGAUCGAAAGCAUAAUGUAACAGCUAGCAUAUUCUUAUCUAUGAGCAUUGGGCAUUGCAGUCAGCGUGUUCUUAAAUACAAGACACUUGGUACGUAGCAAUUCCACGAAUAAUGAAUUGCAUUUCAGCUAAAAGUUCUAAAACUAUAUACAGUGAUCAUAAGAAAAAUAUGUUUUAGUAAGUAGCCCUUCAUAUUCUGUCAUUCAGAAUUUGGGAAAAUGUUGGGAGUACCAGAUUAAAGGACCACUCUACGCACCCAGACCACUUCAGCUUAAUGAAGUGGUCUGGGUGCCAGGUCCAUCUAGGGUUAACCCAUUUUUUCAAAAACAUAGCAGUUUCAGAGAAACUAUGUUUAUGAAUGGGUUAAGCCUUCCCCCUAAUCCUCUACAGGCUGUCUCAUUGACAGCCACUAGAGGCGCUUGUGUGCUUCUCACUGAUUUUCCUAUGUGACCGGCUGAAUGCGCGCGCAGCUCUUGCAGCGCGUGCGCAUUCAGCCGACGGGGAGGAGAGAAGGAGGAUCGGAGGAGGAGAGCUCUCCGCCCAGCGCUGGAAAAAUGCAAGUUUAAACCCCUUUCCAGAGCCGGGCGGGAGGGGGUCCCUGAGGGUGGGGGCACCCUCAGGGCACUAUAGUGGUCCUUUAAGCAAAUUUAGUUUGUGUGUAGAUUGUUUUAAAGCACCUGUACACAGUCCCGGACUGGCCAUCGGGCAAACGCCCGGUGGGCCACGGGCCGAGGCCGGCCCAUGCAGUGCCAGCCCCGUUGUGUUCCAUGAAGGGCCGGUGGGGAGAUCAGAGAUCUCCCGCACCGGCCCACAUGCAGUCAAACGGGGCCGCCGGCGGGGAAGACAGCCAGCCAGGAGAGGAGGAUCCAGCGAAACUCUAAUUUGCAGCUCCGCCAGGUUUCUCUCGCAAGAUCCGGGCCGUUGGCUCGCUAGAGUUCACUUACCACGAGGACCACCAGGGAUGGAUGGCAGCAGCACGACUCUUUCCCUCCCCCCCCUUCCCAGCUACAGGUAAGAAGGGAGGUGGGUAUAAUGUGUUUGUUUUUUUUUUUAUAUUAUAAAAAAUAAAUACAUCAAUAUUGGCAAUUACCUGCCUCCCCCCAAACACACACCACCCUUACACAACACCCUAACACACACAAACACACUAUACAACGUAUGUGUGUAUAAUUUAUAUAUAUUACAUAUAUAUAUAUACAUACAUACACACACACACAUAUAUACACAUAUAUAUACAUACACACACACACAUACAUACACACACACUGCACCUAAACACAUUAAAUUCCAGACAAACAUUAGAUUCCUUACCCAACUCUGGAUCUUCUACAGAUAUAUACACACACACUAGAUCUCCUAUACACACUCUGGGUCUUCCAAACACACAUUAGAUCCCCUACACACACUCUAUCCCUUAUGCACACACUAGAUUCCAUGUAAGCAAACACAUUGUGUCUCCAUAAAUGGGAUACAGUGAGUAUCCCAAUUAUGGAAACCCCUGAGACAAGUUUCAAGCAAACAACGCAAGCAUGUUAUUAAAUUUGCUUGCACUGUUCAGAAAAAAAACCGGCCCCUUUUCUCAUGCCCUGUCAGAGCAUUGAACCCACAUGCUCUUUGAGAUGGGGCGUGCUUGUCAUUGAGGAUGACAUAACACACCCUAUCUAGCCCCACCCCUUUUUCAGUGGGCCGCUGUGCAUAAAAAAUGCCUGGGCUGAAUUUUUUCCCCAGUCUGGCCCUGCCCGUACAACACCAGGGUUCCAUAAGAAGGGGUGUGUGCAAUAAUAUGAAAUCUUUGCAUCCCAUCUGCACAGGCGGACUCCUCACAGGAAAAUACAAAUAUGAGGACAAAGAUAAUGAGCAGACCCCUUCAAGAUUUUUUGGAAACAGCUGGGCUGAAGUAUAUCGGGGAAGGUAAGAUUUGUGUAUUUUGGAUUUAAAGAGAUCUAUAGUAUUGGAGACUUGAUACUGAUAUGCUAUCAUAUCUAACAGGUACUGGAAGAAGCAUCAUUUUCAGGCCAUUGAUAUGGUCCAGCAAGCACUGGUGGAGGCAUAUGGGGCGAACUGUCCAAGCAUGACAUCGGCUGCACUUCGUUGGAUUUACCAUCACUCUCAGCUACAGGUAUGCUUGGCACCCAAUAUCUUAUUGGCUGCGUGUGACUACAACUGAUCAGCCAUAUUCAAAGGUCAUGUAUCAAGCUUUGUCAGAAAUAUGCAACACAUCCUUGUGCAAUGCUCACUUGGGCCAUAAACAGUCUAACACACCGACGUCUCACAAACAAAAUAGUUUACAAGCUAUUAAGGGAAAUCAUUAAAUAUAUAGUGAAGGAUUUAAAUUCAUGUAAUUGUAGGGGUUACAUAUUAAAACUUGCUGCUGCCCCACCAGUCCUAUGAAAAUGCAGUUUUGUUUGUGAUAACAUUCUCCUUGCUCUGGCAGGGAAGCCGUGGAGAUGCGGUAAUUUUGGGAAUGUCCAGCACAGAGCAGCUGCUCCAGAACCUGGCUUGCGCAGAGGAAGGUCCGCUGCUCCCAGCUGUUGUCACCGCGUUCAAUGAGGCCUGGAACCUGGUUGCUCACAACUGUCCAAACUAUUUCCGCUAGUGCAGGGCUGGAGCUGCCAACUGCACCAUGUUUUCCUGGCUCCACGUCUCUUCAAUAUGCUGUAGGACAAUGCAGGAAAAGUGCUGCUGUGCAGUACAUAUUCAGAGUGGCCAAAAAAAAAAAAACUGCCUUGAUUAUUAUUUUCAUUUAACUGAAAAACAUAAAUUCACAAUCCUGUAAGGCAGUAUAAUUGAUCUACCUAUCUGCAGUAAACAUUUCUGCCAGGGCCUGCAAUAAGCAAUGUGCCUUUUAGAGGAUAUAUUGUGGUGCAGCCAGGAAAAUAUGGUGAAUCUAGCAACCCUAGCGAGAGCACAAAGCCAAAACAAUGGCUUUGCAUAGUCACAUGUGAUUUGGAAUUGUCAGCAGACAGAAAUGCAUUGUAAAUCUAAAUACUACUGUUCCCAGCCUCCUGGAGUGCAGGACAGGGUAGGUGCCAUGCUGGUAAUUCAGCAAAUGGUUAAUCUAUAGAAAUUUGUGUGUGAUUUAUAUUCUGUGUGCUGGAAAUCAGAAUAAAGCAUUUCAUAAAAAGUUUCAUUAUUUAACUUAAUUGGGAUAAGUUGGGGCAGAGAUUUACAUGGUUAUUCACGACGGUGAGAAUUGACAGGAACUGAAAAUUACAUUUAGACCAAAAGAGCUGAAUUGACAUUUCUUCAAACAAGCUGUGCUUCCAGCUCAGUUAGUUUGGUCUUAAAAUUUGAAAUUUACUUUGAUGUGGUGACAAUUCUCCCUUCAGUGAAUAAUCCUGUUUGCAGACAAAGGGCUCAACGGAGAGAAAGAAUCUCAUUUUAGAAAAUGUACAAGAUAAAUCUAGCACUUACUAUAGCUCCUUACUGUAAUAGCUGGAUUUAAAAGGGAACAAUUGAACACGGAUCAAGAAAAAUAUUUCAAUAAGAGACUCAUGAGAUUAAAAUCAGUUGGAUUUUAUAAACAUAUUUUGUUACAAAUGUCAUCUGUUAAAACACAGUAACAUUGCUCUGGAGAGGUUAUUAUACAGCUGGGUCAACACAAGGCGGAGGAGAUGCAAGCUGCAGGGGCGAGACCCACGGCCAACUAUUCUGCUUAAUAUAUCAUAGGGGAAGGGGUCCUGGUACCACUUGCAGGUAUUUACACAAGAAAAAAAGUUAUCUAGAACAAAGUGUAGUCAACAGCAGGGAAAACGCUUUGAUCUGCAGCCAAGAAAACAAUUACAUUUUCAGUAUCCCAUACCUUCACACCCAGUGUCUGGUAGAAAAUGGAUACAGAUUCCUACUGUACUAAGGGCCCAAACCCAGAAUGCAGUGUCUGUUGUGCAAACAGGAACUGAAUCACACGAGUGUCAGUUAAAACAGGAGCUGCUCUAUCACCAGUUCUGAUGUGUAAGAGUCUCUUUAAUCUUCUUUCUCUUCCUCUUUUUCCUCCUCCAUCUCGUCACCACUCUGAUCAUCCCUUUCUUCAACAAAACGUUGGAACUCUCCUGUUUCCGCAAUCCACUUGGCUUUUAGGGUAACUUUAAACUCUGCCAUUUGAUAGCCAAACAGUUUCUGAAAUAGACAACAAAAAAAGUAUUUCAGACCAUUUUUCUGAAUGUUUCUUCAGUUUUGCAGACCUUACCCACUGAGAAUUCCAUUCAAUGUAUUCAGCCACUGACCAUGUGCAAUCCUCUUUAUCAGGAACUGGUAACAAUGGCCUGUCACUUAGCCCACAGUGCAAGAAGCAGGCAACAUGUGGGGGACAGGAAAAUCUAGUGAUCCCCAGCUGUCUCAGAUAAAAUAAAAUACUCCACUCACACAGCCUCUUCCUAAAUCUCUAAUGAACUCACCAAAUGUUCUUUAAAGGGUAUCUCUGCUUAGAAGGUAGGUGCAACUAAAGCUUUCAUCCAUCCCCUCAUUGAUUGAAUAAAG